UCACAGCGUGACAAACUUUUUAGUGCGUGACAUCCCUCUCAGUGCCGUAUAAAGACGGAGGAACGCAAAAACAGAUUACAAACCGCCUGCUGUCUGUUGAGAGGGUAUCCUUACGACUAACUUUACCUAAGCCAUCCGAAAAUGUCUUGCUCUUUUGAGAACAUCCAUUGUGUCAGUCCUUCCAUCAAUGGAUACAAAUUUGACACUGCCAAUCGCAAGAAAGCGGUGGCCAACAUAUUCGAAAAUGUCAACCAAGAUGUCCUGCUCAAACUUUUUGUGAGGUCCGGGGACAUCAAAGCGAUGGAGAGAGUGAGGAGCAUCUUCGGCUUCUACCAAGACCCCGAGGGAACAGCUAAAGCGCUGAUGGCGCUUCAAGAGGAAAGGAAGUUCUUCCAUAUCACAGGGCUGACUAGGCAGUCCAUGAAGUUUCAUUGACUUUUGCCUGCUGUUUCUGGCUCAUAUAAAGUAAACAGCCUAAAGCUAUGCUCCGGUGUGAGUGGAUGCCGAUAACUGCCUUGCAGUGACAGGGAAUGAUGCGGCAGCAUGGGAUCCUGCUGCGCCACGGUUUGGCUGCAAUGGUGGAUGUAUGUGUAAUCGAGUUGCUCCUCUGUGAAAACUGAUCUGUCAAGGAGUCCAGAGAAAACAGGAUGGAUGCAGCUCCGAAUGCAAAUAUGCAUGCGAUGUGAAAGACUGCUUUUGUCCGCCGAAGUGCCGCUUCAAUAGCUGGACUGCUAGUUGACCAGUACUUUUGAGAUACUGUAAAGGCACUUCUAUGUCGACGUGAUUUGUGGAACUGCUCGAGCUGACAACGGCUGGAGCUGACCACGGAGUUAUUAAAUAUGCACUUUCAACAGAGCUGUGUGAAAUUAUGUCUUGACGAAGUUCUUCUAUUAAAUGAAUAUUUUACAUA
This is a messenger RNA of Clupea harengus (Atlantic herring), 910 nucleotides long. RefSeq names its product transcriptional and immune response regulator b (gene tcimb). Gene Ontology annotation, cellular component: nucleus; cytosol. Gene Ontology annotation, biological process: endothelial cell activation involved in immune response; negative regulation of Notch signaling pathway. Gene Ontology annotation, molecular function: Notch binding. NCBI's taxonomy places the organism in Eukaryota, Metazoa, Chordata, Actinopteri, Clupeiformes, Clupeidae. The record is from RefSeq and is a predicted model, not a curated record.